AUGGCCGACAGAUACUCUUUCUCCCUCACCACCUUCUCCCCAAGCGGGAAGCUUGUUCAGAUCGAAUAUGCAUUGAACGCGGUCAACCAAGGCGUAACUGCCCUCGGAAUCAAAGCUACGAAUGGAAUCGUCUUGGCUACUGAAAAGAAAUCCUCCUCUCCUUUGAUUGACCCUCCUUCCCUCUCCAAGAUCUCCGUCGUCACACCCGACAUUGGCAUGGUCUAUGCUGGCAUGAGCCCCGACUACCGAGUGCUCGUCGACAAGGCCCGCAAGGUCUCUCACACCGGCUACAAGCGUAUCUAUAACGAAUACCCACCAACCCGGAUAUUAGUGCAGGAUGUUGCUCGCGUUGUGCAAGAGGCAACCCAGUCUGGUGGUGUCCGACCAUAUGGUGUCAGCUUGCUGAUGGCGGGUUGGGACGAUGGUGUUGAACCCGAGUCCGAGCAGGCUGACGAGGAAGAUGAGGACGAACCCAAGAAGGCCACAGGAAAGACAGGCGGUACCCUAAAGGGAGGACCCAGCUUAUACCAGGUCGACCCCAGCGGCAGCUAUUACCCAUGGAAGGCCACGGCCAUCGGAAAGCAUGCCACGAGUGCAAAGACGUUCCUUGAGAAACGUUACACCGAAGGGCUUGAGCUUGAGGACGCCAUCCACAUUGCUCUUCUGACCUUGAAGGAGACAAUCGAGGGUGAGAUGAAUGGUGACACGAUAGAAAUUGGUAUCGUCGGACCUCCCGCCGACCAUCUACUCGGCUACGAAGGUGUUGAGGGAGCCCGUGGCCCUAGGUUUAGAAAUUUGACGAAAGAGGAGAUCGAAGACUACCUGACCAGUCUGUGA
Molecule: messenger RNA, 837 nt
Organism: Aspergillus puulaauensis
Lineage: Eukaryota; Fungi; Ascomycota; Eurotiomycetes; Eurotiales; Aspergillaceae
Gene: pre8
Product: proteasome core particle subunit alpha 2
Exons: 5
Coding region: 1-837 (278 amino acids)
Biological process (GO): ubiquitin-dependent protein catabolic process
Cellular component (GO): proteasome core complex, alpha-subunit complex; proteasome core complex
Source: RefSeq, a predicted model, not a curated record